Messenger RNA from Trypanosoma cruzi, 1941 nucleotides. RefSeq lists its product as uncharacterized. The transcript has a single exon. Lineage: Eukaryota; Euglenozoa; Kinetoplastea; Trypanosomatida; Trypanosomatidae. The coding region runs from base 1 to 1941 and encodes 646 amino acids. The record is from RefSeq and is a predicted model, not a curated record.
AUGAUGGAAAUCCGUCAGUGUGAGUCCGUCUCUGGGGCAAAUUCCUCCGUUUUGGUUCCGCCGUUGGUCCCAAAAUCCCGCGGCCCGUCACUCCCGGACGGUCGGCGAACACCGGGCGGACCACCGCGGACAACACCCACGCGAACCGCCAGCCGGUAUUACUGCAGACGAUGGCAUUCUGUCGGGGAACGCCUGCCGUCAUCGGAGGAGCCACAAGUUGCACGGCUCAUACCAAAAGCCGCGAAUGGCGGGAGCACCGCGUGGGGCGAAAAAAGUUCCAUCGCCGACUCGCCAUCGUCGUUUAACAUUGAGACUGUGAGUGAACCGGCCACACUUCACGGCGACCGCGCAAGUAUCGUCUUUGAGCUGGAGCCGGGUAUGGACUCCGGCAGCAAACGCCUUCAUAUGUCCGCACCCACCGGUUCAGAGGAUCACUUGCGGGGGACGCCGGACGCGAUGAAGGCGACACCACUGCCUGGUGUCUUGACUCCGCGUACAAUCCAGAGAUCCGCAAUGCCGAAUCCCGCCACGGCGACGACGAGGUCUUCUCCUUCACGGUCUCCUCCCAGCUUGCGCUUCCAUUUGGUUGAUCAUCCAGUGAUGUACGGCGACGAUGAUGACGCCGAUAGCCUUCCAUCGGCGUUGCCUCCACCGAAGCCGUAUCCCAUUGUGGAGGUUGCGGCCGCGUCGCAAUACGGCGUCAAUGGGACGAAAUUGAGGCUUUACGGAAAUGUAAUGAAUAACACCCUUGUUAGCCCGCGGGGCAGGAGUAACAUGCGUGGCACCCCUAACAUGUAUACAGAGGGUACCGUAGAAAAAGGAGUAAAACCUUACACUAGAUCUAUAGAAGUUGGGGCACCGUCACAAACGUUGGUAUCCGCCCCGUCCCCACCACCGUACAUGUUAAAUACACCUGUACAGUCCCUUUUGAAUGAGGUGAAUGCGUGGGUGGAUGUAAUACACAGCGUGGAGGACAAGAAUUGCUACAAAAUUUAUUUAGGGAGCACCGAGAAGGCUCUCCAUGACACACAGGGUGAGAUGAAGGCACUUGCAACGAAACACAAGUUGGUGAACAAGGAGCUUUACGCCGCCAAGGCCCGCCAUGUCGAAAGACUUGACGGCAAUCAGGCGAGGAAAAAGCCCGUCGCCCAAGUGAAGGAUGCGGAGAAUAAAGCAAACACCGCUUGGAAACGACAAAACGAAGAGGAAGAGGAAGUGGGAGAAGAAAAAGAGAUGACACGAGAGGAGGAAGAGUGGCGACUUGAAAAAGGCUUGCUUCUUGCAGAAAAGGCUCUCUUGUUGCAAAAGCGUAAGGAGUUGUGUUACCACCUGCGGCGUGGCACAAACAUUAAGAAUGUUGCCGCAUUGGCCCUCUCUGGGAGGAGCUCGUGGAGUAGGAGCGAUGGCUCUGCGAACGAUACUGUCAGUGAAAACACGGCACCCUCAGUAAGCGACCUUGAAACCAUUCAGCUGCGUCUUGAACUAAAAGAAGCCCAAGUGCAAUUGAUGAAGCUUGUCGACUCGCACCGAAUCCUGCAGGGUGCCCAGCGCACACGCACGAAGGAGUUUGAAGACGAGUUUGUUGUCCUGUAUCGCUCCGCCAAUUUGGCAAAGCAGGAAACGGAGGGUCACCGCGGCACUUUGGAGGCAACGCUUCGAAAAGCCGAGCAGUUGCUGGAGAAGUGUCAACAGAAGAAUGAAGAGUCGCUGCUCCUGCUCUUGGAACAGCGCGUGGAGGAGGCGCGAGCAGCACUGAGGCCGCGUGAUGACAAGUUAUUAACUAAUGACGGUUUUCGCUCACGGAUGCCAAGCAUCGGCCGGUGCUCAUCGACAGGCUCUACGGCACGUCGUGUGUCGGGUGCGUCAGUUUCUCCCGCUUUCGUGACGCCUAAAACGACGGCGAAGGCCGAACAAAACUCUCUGCGGGCGAACAUGCAAUGA